AUGACGGAGGUCCAGGGCACUGUCGAGUUUUCGGUGGAGCUACACAAAUUCCAUAAUGUGGAUCUCUUCCAGAGAGGGUAUUACCUGCUGCAUGCAAGUCUGAGAGUCCCAUCCAGGAUCCCACACCGAUUGUCAACAACGGUCGUGGAACAAACAGGUGAAUCCAUCCUUUGUUCAGCCUGCGUCCGUGAGAACAGUGUCUACAGCAGAGUGUUCCAGAUCCUGUACAGGAACGAAGAGAUUGUCAUCAACGAAAGCAUGAAUUUCAAAGUCCACCUUCUCUUGGAUGGUGAAAGGGUGGAAGAGGCCGUCAGUGAAGCAGAUUUCCAACUCAAGCUGGACCUGCUCUUUACAGACAGUGAGCAACAGCUGAAAGACGUCUCGGCAGUCCCGGUGAUCAGCAGCCGCACUCUGGGGCUCCACUUCCAUCCGCGGAGAGGCCUGCACCACCAUGUCCCUGUCAUGUUCGACUACUUCCACCUGUCUGCGAUCUCUGUGACGGUGCACGCCUCCCUGGUGGCCUUACACCAACCCCUCAUCAGCUUUGCUCGUCCCGGGAAAGGUUCAUGGCUUGGGAAAGGCAGCUUGGAAACAGGCCCAGAUCCCACCGGGAUGUCCCUUGAAAAUCUGGUGUUUGGCGCCGGUUACUGCAAGCCUGCUGCUUCAGAGGGCAGCUUUUACGUACCAUCUGAAAACUGCAUGCAGCACGCACACAAGUGGCAUAAAGACCUUUGCCUCCUGCUGCUGAACGCUUACCAAGGACUUCGGGUGUACUACGGCAUCAUCAUGAAGGAGAUUCCCAGUUUACCACAGCUGAAGUUAGAGGACCUUGCGGUGGAAGAGAUGCUGUCCCAACUCUCCGCUGAGGUUCAGAUGCUGAAUAGUCCAGAGAAGAUAGCAGAGCAGAUCAGCAAAGAUCUCACCUGGCUUUGCUCUCACCUCUUGGCGCUCUGGACCCAGUUUCUGGAGGUGGUCACCCUGCAUCCCGACGUCACGGCCUAUCUCGUUCAGGAGCACCACACUCUAAGGGUAAGAAGAUUCUCUGAGGCUUUCUUUUAUACUGAGCAGGAAAAGCUGACUGGGUUGACUUUUCAGGAAAGCCUUAUCCAGCAUCACAGUCAGGUUUCUUCAGAAGUCCGGACCUCCGCAUACCUCACCAGCAUGCCGCCCUUACCUGUAGAGUGCCUCGACAUUGACGGAGACUGGAGCACGCUGCCGAUCAUUUUUGAAGAUAGAUACGUAGAUUUUCCUUACAAAGUUCAGGGCUUAGACGUCUUGUCAAACUAUGUGGUUUCUUCUGUAGACAAUUCACAAGUGGACUUAGUGGAUAAAAAUGAGAUACCGUCUUCAAACGAUGACACUGAGCUAGCAAAAGAAGUUUUCGCAAAAGAUACCCCGUUCAUCAUCUACACAGACAGGAUAAAUAGGAAAUCGGUGUAUACUUGCAGCUAUCGAGAAGAAGAUCCCAGCGUGGGUGAGGUUUUCAAGGACCGCAGCGCAACUCAGGUCUAUGCAAUGAAUGGAGACGUCCACACCUCUGAACAUCUUACAGCCCCAAUUAGCAAUGUUAUACCUGAUUUGCAAUCAGAUCUCUUGAAAAAUGGCGCCGAAGGCUUUAGGACACCUGUGGAGUUUUCAAAACAUAGUAAACACACAAUAGGGGAGACAUAUUUGAAUGGAAACCCAGCGUGUAUUGGCGUCCAUGAAGAAGAACCAAUGCUAGUCAUGACAGCCCUCUAUGAUGGUGGCCCUUGUGUACCUCACAGACUUUUGGAAGGAACUGAAUUGAGCCAAACGGCUAAGAAUUGUGGAACUACUCUCCUUUCAGACGAACUCAAAUAUAACGAACCGAAUGGCCUUGAGAAAGCAGUAGAUCCAGGUGGGGAGGCGAUAUUGCCAACCUUGAGCCCGUUUGAUAUAAAUGUCCAUUUUGACACGUUGAGUCAAACAGAAGAUGUCCAAGAGACAAACUCUUUUCAGAAGGAGCAAAGAGUGCCGGAAUGUGAAGAAUUCAGUUUGACGUCAGGGGCCAUCAAGAGAUCUUCAUCACUGAUCUCUGACUCAGGAAUCGAAAGCGAGCCCAGUUCGGUAGCUUGGUCUGACGCACGGAGCAAGGCCUUAGAGUUGCCCAGCGACCGGGAGAUCCUCCACCAUCUUGUCAGAAGACACGCAAUCCACCGGAACUCUCUGGAAGGUGGGCACACGGAAAGCAAUACAAGCUUGCCCAGCGGCAUACAGGCCUCACUCACCUCGAUCAGCUCCUUGCCGUAUGAGGAGGAAGAGAGGGAGGUUGAACCGAACAAGUUGACCAAAUCAAUUUCUGCUCCUCAGAUCAGUAGCCCUGAGGAGUCGCUAGAGGAUAAGGAUAUAUCCAAGCAUGCAAAAACUGCCUCAGACCUUGCAGAGGGACCAUACGUGGAAAUAAGAUAUGCCAGCAUGGCAUUAAUGGGAAGUAUUUCUGGCUGUCAAGGGGACAAAGAAAGUGAUGGCUCAUACGGGCCCACGACCGCUGAUCUGAACCAAAAUGGCCGCCAUUCUCACUUAACCGAAGAUGCUGAAGGCUUUUCAGAGACGGACUGUAGAUUGGAAGGCACAGGAGAACUUGGAGUUGUGGAACUAAACAUAGGUGGCACAGUUCAUCUCAAUGAGGAUGGGGAGGAGAAUAAUUUGCACAGGAGCCAAAGUCUGUAUUCUGCAGAUGGAAAGCCCUUCUCACAUGACGAGGAUCAGGCGCCAGACUUCUGCUAUGCCAUCCCUUCCUCGUCAGAGAUUGUGUCCAAAGAUGUCUCCCCAAAGGAUUCCUGUGCUGUGGUGCCAGAGGCGUUGGUUCUUGAGAGCAAAAAGGCCGUCGAGGUGGUCAAUUUGUCUUGCACGGCAACGUGUCUUCCCUUUUCUUCUGUCCUUAAAGAUUCUCCACCCACGACUGGCUUUUCCUCCAAGCCGGCCACGUCUCCCAUCACCCACCAACCAGUGGGCUCCUUUGGAGUCAUCUCCUGUGAGUCCAGAGGAACAGAUGAAGAAACCAAUGAAAGAAUGCUUAGUUUUUAUCAGGCCAAAGAAGAAUUUAAAAAAGAAAUGAAGAUUGGAGGGUUUCUGUACAGUGAUUUACCUGCCCUAGCUUCUGACGUCCCAUAUUUUCCACCAGAGGAAGAGGAAGAGAAUUUGGAAGAAGGGAUUCACCUAGUUAUCUGUGUCCAUGGGCUGGAUGGUAACAGUGCAGAUCUCCGGCUGGUCAAAACAUUCAUCGAAUUGGGUCUUCCUGGUGGAAAGCUGGACUUCCUGAUGUCCGAACGGAACCAGACGGACACUUUUGCCGACUUUGAUACCAUGACCGACCGAUUGCUGGAUGAGAUCAUUCAGCACAUUCAGCUGUAUAAUCUGUCCAUCUCACGGAUAAGAUUUGAAGACUCAAGUGACAAGCUUUUCCCCCUUCUGCUCUCCCAUCACUCCGUUGGUUGUGGAUCUAAAACCGUGAGCACAUGA
This is a messenger RNA of Gekko japonicus, 3483 nucleotides long. It is a transcript of the gene FAM135B, whose product is annotated as family with sequence similarity 135 member B. The record is from RefSeq and is a predicted model, not a curated record. Lineage: Eukaryota; Metazoa; Chordata; Lepidosauria; Squamata; Gekkonidae. The transcript is spliced from 17 exons. The coding region runs from base 1 to 3483 and encodes 1160 amino acids.